Molecule: messenger RNA, 822 nt
Organism: Aureococcus anophagefferens
Lineage: Eukaryota; Pelagophyceae; Pelagomonadales; Pelagomonadaceae
Exons: 6
Coding region: 1-822 (273 amino acids)
Source: RefSeq, a predicted model, not a curated record
AUGGCCUGGUUCCAGGGAGAGAUGACGAAGUCGUCCAGGGCCGCGAGGUGGACGGAGAAUUCUUUCCCGGCUCUGGCGCUGUGCCGGAAGCCCGACGGGACCCGCAUCGCGCUCCCGGGCGCCAACGGGACGCGCGCGCGCACGCACGGUGAAAGCAUUGGUGCAAAGGCUGGGGCCAUCGGACCGCCCCUCAACGACAGUACACCACUACGCUUCAACCAGGUGAACCCCAAGAGGAAGGACUCCCAGAGCAACUUGAGCUCGAAUUGCGAGGACUCAUCGUCGUGGUAUCGGAAAAAGAGCAAGUACGACUGCGACUACAUGGCGAAGAAGCCCGAGAAAUGCUCCAAGAAGGGCGAGGGCAAGGUCAAAGGAGACGCGGCGUGCCCCGUCGCCUGCGGGACAUGCGACGCGAGCGCUCCGGUGCCCUCACCUACAGGUGGCGUCGAGGGACCGUGCGAGGACUCAUCUUCAUGGUAUUGGAAAAAGAGCAAGUACGACUGCGACUACAUGGCGAAGAAGCCCGAGAAAUGCUCCAAGAAGGGCGAGGGCAAGGUCAAAGGAGACGCGGCGUGCCCCGUCGCCUGCGGGACAUGCGACGCGAGCGCUCCGGUGCCCUCACCUACAGGUGGCGUCGAGGGACCGUGCGAGGACUCAUCUUCAUGGUAUUGGAAAAAGAGCAAGUACGACUGCGACUACAUGGCGAAGAAGCCCGAGAAAUGCUCCAAGAAGGGCGAGGGCAAGGUCAAAGGAGACGCGGCGUGCCCCGUCGCCUGCGGGAUUUGCAGCACCGAACACCGUCGGGUGCUCCGCGGCAACUAA